This is a messenger RNA of Corvus hawaiiensis (hawaiian crow), 1748 nucleotides long. RefSeq names its product mucin-16-like. The record is from RefSeq and is a predicted model, not a curated record. NCBI's taxonomy places the organism in Eukaryota, Metazoa, Chordata, Aves, Passeriformes, Corvidae. The coding region runs from base 1 to 1209 and encodes 402 amino acids. The transcript has 11 exons.
AUGGCUCUGGAAUAUAUCCAGUCUGGAAGGGCUGGGGAUGACACAAAAGUGGACGCCGUGUGCAGCUGCAAGGACAAUGCCAGCCUGGCCAGGUUUGACAGAGAAAAGCUUUACCAGGAGCUGAGCACCAUGACCAACAAUGUCACCAGACUGGGCCACUACAGCCUGGAGAGGAACAGCUUGUAUGUUGAUGGUUUCCCCCUCACAGACACAGCUGCCACCAGAAAGCCUGUCUUAACUGAAAUGGCAGCCAAAUUUGGCUACAGACUGAGCUUCAGAAUAGUUAAUGUAAACCUCACCAACCCUGACUCCCAGUCUCCAGAAUACAGAGCAGCAGUGGAAAGCAUCACCAACAAGAUGAAUCACUUGUACCGUCAGAGCGACCUGCGGGACCAGUUCCUGACCUGCAACAUCACUGGGCUGAGGCCUGGAUCCAUAGUGGUCGACUGCCUGUGCUUCUUCCAGCCCGACCCCAACAUCAACAGAGCCGUGGUUGAAAGGACUUUCCAGGACAGGACCUCCAGCACCAGCGGGCAGUGGCUGGGGAGCAGCUACAGACUGCAGGAAUUCUCAGUGGACACUUUGGAACUCUCAGUUGAGGCAGCAACUCACAAGACACCCCUCAAGUCUGACAAAAAACCCUUUGGAUUAAAUUUCCGAAUCUCCAACCUUCCCUACUCGCCAGAACUGCGGGACUCCAGCUCCAGAAUGUACCAAGAGAACAAAGAGAAGAUUGAGAAAGAGCUCGAGGUAUUCAGGAGCAGCCACCUGAAGGACCGAUUUGUUGGCUGCACUGUGGAGAGCUUUGGGCCUGUCCACGGCAAAGGACACACAGAGGUUGCCUCCAUCUGCGAGUUCACCCCGGAUCCCCUCUCGGGGACUUUACAAGAGCAGGAGGUGUUUGAGGAGCUGAAACUCCUGACCCAGGGCUUCACCAGGCUGGGCCCCAGCCACGAGCUGGAGGAGCAGAGUCUGGUGGUGGAAGGUUACUCUCCACUCAAGAUAGAUGAACCUGAGUCCAAAAGACCUGGGCUUCAGUUCUGGGCCAUCAUCCUCAUCUGCCUUUUCACCCUGCUGGGCUUCGUCCUCCUCGUCUUGUUGUGCUUCCUGGUGCUCUCCUGCCUGAGGAGAAAGUCCCACCUGUACCAGGUGCAGCAGGGCCUGUACAAGCUGCACUUCCCCAGCCUGAGCACAGGGAAGGUUCACUGACACCUCAGCUUGGUCUUCCCAGACCUGUUCGUCCACUGAUGAAGGAAAAAUAGCUCUAAAAACUAGAAAAAUACUCCUUUUAAUAAAUUAUUUCAGCAUUUUCUCUCUCCCUGAGAUAAAUCUUUGCAGUAUUGCCAUGAUUCUUCUCAUACUCCAGGAAACUGCCAACAGUGCAAGUGCUGAGGAAAAUAUUUUUCUAAAGCACAGCAGUGUUUUGUAGAAAUAGAAUUUUUAUAUAAAUAUUACACAACCAGAGGAAAAUAAAAACUACCAGGAGGUGCAGUUUGCAAGGCCCUUCAGUGUUAAUGUCAGUUUUCUGAAAAAGGCUUGAAAUUAUACUAAUUUAGAGAUUUUUGGGGACUGACUGUUGUAGACUUAGAAAUCCCACCUAGAUUUUAGCUUUUUUACCACUGAGCUUUAAAAAUUUAAGUACCUUAAAUUAAUUCAACUAUUUCAUCUAUUUAUAAUUACAAUAUUGUGAUGUAAAGAGACAUUGUUGAAUCUGAGUGGAACACAGCCAGGCUGUGUUUUUUUGAGAU